This is a messenger RNA of Hippocampus zosterae (dwarf seahorse), 2175 nucleotides long. RefSeq names its product 14-3-3 protein zeta/delta-like. Gene Ontology annotation, cellular component: cytoplasm. The record is from RefSeq and is a predicted model, not a curated record. Gene Ontology annotation, biological process: signal transduction. Lineage: Eukaryota; Metazoa; Chordata; Actinopteri; Syngnathiformes; Syngnathidae. Bases 190 to 939 code for a protein of 249 amino acids. The transcript is spliced from 6 exons.
CAACCGGCCCGUGACGUCAGCCGUCCCAGCGCGACCCUGCUUGCGCGGCUUUGAUUGGAGGGAAACCCCGUGGACGAGCGCGAGCUAGCGAGCGAGCGAGCGAGGGAACGUCAGCUGUGCGGCCCGGGAAUCAGGACUCAAGAAGACGCUAGCGCCGUUUCAACGACGUCCACAGCCCGCGUAGGAACCAUGGCAGACAGGGAGAUCCUGGUCCAGAAAGCCAAACUGGCCGAGCAGGCCGAGCGCUACGACGACAUGGCGGCGGACAUGAAGGCCGUGACGGAGGAGUGCUCGGCCGAGCUGAGCAACGAGGAGCGCAACCUGCUCUCGGUCGCCUACAAGAACGUGGUGGGCGCCCGCAGGUCCUCGUGGAGGGUGGUGUCCAGCAUGGAGCAGAAGUUGGAGGACGGCAACAAGGCCAACCAGGCCAAAGAGUACAGGAUGACCAUCGAGAAGGAGCUCCACGACAUCUGCACAGAAGUUCUGGGUCUGCUGGAAAACCACCUGAUUCCCAAAGCAAGUGUUGCCGACAGUAAGGUCUUCUACCUGAAGAUGAAGGGCGACUACUAUCGCUACCUGGCGGAGGUUGCCACCGGAGAUGAGAAGGAGAAAAUCAUCACGAGCUCCAAAGAUUCGUACCAGGCGGCCUUGGACAUCAGCUACAAAGACAUGGAGCCCACUCAUCCCAUCCGCCUGGGCCUGGCGCUCAACUUCUCCGUCUUCUACUACGAGAUUGUCAACUCGCCCACCGAGGCCUGCAACCUGGCCAAAAAAGCCUUUGACGAGGCCAUCUCCAAGCUGGAGUCGCUGAACAGCGAAUCGUACAAAGACAGCACCUUGAUCAUGCAGCUGCUCCGCGACAAUCUCACGCUGUGGAUGUCCGACGCCCAGGCAGAAGGUGAUGAGACGGAGGCACCGGCUGAGGAGGUCAAGAACUGAAGUCCUCCGCAAGAUGGGAAAAAAAAAGAAAAAUACCCCCCCCCCCCCCAUUUUUUUAAUUACCUCUCACCAGCCCAAGUUGUCUGCGUGGUUGUGCAUGUGCUCAUACAUGCGCAUAUGUAUGUUUACGCUCUACUCGCGGUGUGUAAAGUACAGUAUGUUCGUUCAUUGGAAGAACGCCUCCACUGAUUUAAAAAAAAAAAAUUGAAUCGGAUAUUACUCGGUGUCAAAAAAAAUGGAUGGUAAAUUUUUUUCUGGUAUAGUUUAGUCCCAUUGUAAUUUAUUUUUUUUUUCCCCCCCGAAAUUAGACGGUCAUUUGUGGUAGUAAGCUGCCGCUGUUACAGGGCAAAAAUCAAACCUCAAACUUUAUUUUGAUACUUUGUGUGUUUUUACUUGAACUAUUGUGACACUUGGGUCCACAAUACCACCUUGAAACGCAUCUACUGAAUCAAAAUCGUCACCCGUGUCCGAUUCUUGUCCAGUUUACACAAACGCACGCACAGAAAAAAUAGAUCCUGGUUUCUGAUAAAGUUAGUGCUUAGACUGGUGAACGUUUGCCGCUUUCCUGUAAGCGGCAAUUACGUUUUACAGAUGGUACGUGCGUCACAGUGGCUCGGUGGAUCUCGGUGCGCUUCAACAGCAUACCUGCCUGCUAAGGUUCUUGGUGUGAAUGGACUUUUUCUUCGUUAUUUCGUCUGUCUCUUUGUUUUUUGGGUUUGUUUUUAAUUUUUUUGGGCUGCGAUGAGUUUCAUCACGCUGACUUGUCUUCAGUUCAUAUCCUGCAUACUUUGCGUAAAAGUGAACAACUUGAUUAAAACAAACAAAAAAAAAACGGCCUGAUACUGUAACUUUGUUUUGCUACUUUUUCUAUUCAGGUGUUUAUUUUGUAUGACAUUUUUUGUGUGUAUUUUAUUCCCCCUUUAACCCCAGGAAUGUAUGUGUUUCUCGUCGUAUGAGGUGAGAGGUCGGUGUGUUUUGAAACUGGCACUUGUUUUUUUUUUUUUUACUUUGGAUUUCACAGUCUUUAAUCAGAAGUCAAAGGUGAUGCUGAUUCGCAAAGUAACUGUAGGAAGCAGCGUUUUGGACCGUUGAGUAGACACAAAUUAGUGCUGGUUUCUUCUAAUCAUGGUGGGUCAAACAAGAAGAUGGGAUGCAGGAAUUGAAACAUGUUGCAGGUGGCAAUCUUGAAGUAGGUUAUGCGCUUUCGUGUGAGACCAAUUAAAACAUUAAAUCCAA